This is a messenger RNA of Cuscuta epithymum, 1298 nucleotides long. Lineage: Eukaryota; Viridiplantae; Streptophyta; Magnoliopsida; Solanales; Convolvulaceae. The record is from the annotation of a GenBank genome assembly.
GGUAAUCUAAUGAUUCUCUAUCAACUUGUGUCUGAAAUUGUGAGUAGUACGUGAAAAGUAUGCUCAUUUCAAAAGAUAAGAAUUCAAUGGUUGUGAAGAUAAGGAAAUCCAUCCAACGGGUACUCUAACGAUUCCCUAUCAACUUCUUUCUUAAAUUGUAAGUAGUAUGUGACAAGUAUGCUUAUCUCAAAAGAUAAGAAUCCAAUGGUUGAGAAGAUAAGAAAAUCUAUCCAACAGGUAAUUUAAUCUUAAGAUUCUUUAUCAACUUAUGUCACAAAUUGUACGUAGCUGACAAGUAUGCUCAUCUCAAAAGAUAAGAAUCCAAUGGUUGUGAAGAUAAGGAAAUCCAUUUAACGGCUAAUCUAAGAAUUCCUUAUCAACUUCUACAUUCUACAAAUACUAAUGCAAUGAAUUAUCACACUUCAUCAAAACUGUUGUCUCAUAAUCUAUAGUAUAUCUUUUUUCUUUACGACCAAAAUGUCUUCAAGAUCAAUUAGUUACACCAUAACAGAAGACGCAUUCUUGUGUGAAGUGUAUUUAGACAUUACUCAAGACCCAAUCACCGGCAGAUAUCAAUCUGCAAAUGAUUUUUGGUCACGAGUUGAGGCUAAAUACAACGAACACCGUCAAAAGAAUUAUGAGCAUCGUAAUAUACGCUCACUUCUUUCAAGAAUGGAUAUAAUAACUACUCAGACACGAAUGCUGAAUGAGUGUGUCAAGCAAGUUGAGAAUUCGAAUCCAAGUGGUGCUUCCGAAAAAAUAUUGGGUCAAAAAAUCCAAAUUGAAGAAGGAAAUCGAUGAAGACAUUACUGUUUUUCUUAAGUCUGUUAAGAGCGACAAUGAGCGACUUAUAGAGAUGUUAAAGAAAUCAUCGUUAGAUAGACUGGAACAAUUGAAAAUUCAGCGACAAAAUAUGGGCUAUAAGAACAGACAAGAGAAGAUAAAAUUAUGUUCAUGGAUUUGAAAUCUAUUGACGAUCCAUAAGCGCGGGCGUAUCUCAUUACAGAAAGAUAAAAAUUUUACAAAAAAAUUAAUCUCAAAAUAGAGACUCAUCUGCGGGAUUUGGGAAUCUAUUUGAUGAUUAGUAGUCACUCAAUCUGCUUCCAAACUCCCCUCCACAAUUUUAGAAAUUAGUAGUCACUCGACCGCUUCCAGACCCUCCAAGACCAUCAAAUAGAUUCCCAAUCCAAUGAGUCUCAUUCUUGAGUUUUUUUUUGUAAAAUUCUUAAUCUUUCUGUAAUGAGAUACAUGUUGAAAAUAUGAUGAUUAAAUAUUAUGUUUAGUGGUCUCAUUUUUUG